AAAGGAGAAACGAAAAAAGUUAUCGCCCCAUAGAUUACAUGUUGCUGAAGUUUUUAUGAUUCUUUUAAACAAAGUUGAAUUAUGGCAGAGCUUACUCUUCCUGUAAAUCCUUUUGCCGGUAUGAGGAUUGAUGACACGGCGUUCCUAAAAGACGUCGAGGGUCGAAGCCCUUGCACUGUAUGUGGUAAAUCCCGCAAGUUUUUCUGCUACCAUUGUUAUGUUCCAGUGGAAAAACUCGAAGGAAGAUUGCCAUCAGUAAAGUUGCCACUUGCCAUCGACAUUAUAAAGCAUAAGAACGAAAUUGAAGGUAAAAGCACUGCAAUUCACGCAGCUAUUUUAGCUCCAGAUGAUGUACGAAUCUACACAUAUCCAAACAUUCCUGACUAUCGGCAGGAAGAACAAGUUGUUCUUAUUUUUCCCACAGCAGAUGCAGUACCUGUAUCCAGUCUGUUUACCGAUAAGUCACUAAAGAUCAAAGAGAAUUACGGUCUGCCCAAAGGCCAUCAUAUGGGUACUCUUUUGCGGUGUAGGUUUAAUGAUAUUCUAGAAUCAUCGCCAGAGGCUGCUAGCAGCGGUCUAGCAUACCGGUUCCCUGUACGAAAAGCAGUAUUUAUCGACAGUACCUGGAGUCAAUGUUGUGGAAUUUACAAAGAUGAGCGGGUAGCUUGCUUGAGAACGGUUGUCAUACAGAAUCGUAUAUCACAAUUCUGGCGACACCAAAAGAAUAGUCCACGCUGGUUUUUAGCAACAGUAGAAGCGAUUCAUCAGUUUUUGAUUGAGCUUCAUAUUACCGCCUACGGAUUGCACAUAGACUACAAGGGACUGACGCACUUAGGGUAUUUGAAUAUUCCACGUGAUAAAAUAGUAAAUUGCAAACAAGCAACCGAUGAUGAAAUGGAGCCAUAUAAUGGACAGUACGAUAAUAUCCUGUUUUUCUUUCUGCAUAUGUAUAAUUUAAUUCAUGAAUACUACGAACAUCAUACACUCAGAGCCUAUCGGAGACCGCUGUUUCUUGAAGACAAAUAUCAGGAGCAACAGUCGAAACAUAAUGCUUAAUCUUAUGUUUAUGGUAGUUUAUUGUUUUCGAUACAUUAAAUUUGAAUGUUAAAUUAAAUUAAUUA
This is a messenger RNA of Sabethes cyaneus, 1121 nucleotides long. RefSeq names its product tRNA-uridine aminocarboxypropyltransferase 1. Gene Ontology annotation, biological process: tRNA modification. Gene Ontology annotation, molecular function: tRNA-uridine aminocarboxypropyltransferase activity. Gene Ontology annotation, cellular component: nucleus. Lineage: Eukaryota; Metazoa; Arthropoda; Insecta; Diptera; Culicidae. The record is from RefSeq and is a predicted model, not a curated record. The transcript is spliced from 2 exons. The coding region runs from base 82 to 1056 and encodes 324 amino acids.